Molecule: messenger RNA, 2820 nt
Organism: Prunus avium (sweet cherry)
Lineage: Eukaryota; Viridiplantae; Streptophyta; Magnoliopsida; Rosales; Rosaceae
Product: Zinc finger (C3HC4-type RING finger) family protein
Source: RefSeq, a predicted model, not a curated record
AAUAAAGAAAAGGCUGCUGUGGAACCUCUCUGACCACUCCAAUCCCACCCAACCCAUCCACCCAUUAAAGGACAAUUCAACCCAAAAACCCAUUUCUCUCCUUUCAAUUUUCUUCAUGGUCCCUAUAAAAACAAUUUCUCUCUAACCUUCAACACUUAUUGCCUCUUUAUUAUUCCAUUUCUUGUUGUUGAGCUCAAAACCACCACAACGUGACAACACCUCCACACUCCAUAGCUUAUAUCAUGGGCAUGGCUCACAGCAUCUUGUUCAAGAUCUAGAAGUAAAGUUUGGAUCUUUAAAAAAAAGUGAGUGAGAAAAACCAAAAGAAAAUGGGAAGCAAAUGGAGGAAAGCCAAGCUUGCUCUUGGGUUGAAUACUUGUCUUUAUGUUCCUCAAACUAAAGAAACCGGAGAGGAAUCGUCACCCUCUUCAAACGACGUCGCUGCAUCUAGGUUCUCCGACGCCGUUUCGUCCUCCUCUAUGAUUUCUCCGACGGGUCUUGGCUCUGAUUGCCGACCCACCACGCCCACCCCGUCCUCUUCGGGCCUCCGGUUGCCCAAAACUGGCACCAAGUCCUCCAAGAGAACGUGCGCAAUAUGCUUGACCACCAUGAAAACAGGACAGGGCCAUGCCAUUUUCACUGCAGAGUGCUCCCACUCUUUCCAUUUCCACUGCAUUACUUCUAAUGUAAAACAUGGAAACCAAGUUUGUCCAGUUUGCAGAGCAAAGUGGAAAGAAAUCCCCUUUCAGAGCCCUGCUUCUGAUCUUUCACGUGGUAUUUCAAGAAUUAACCCUGUUGGUUGGCCCCAAGAUGAUGCAUGGAUGACUGUUUUACGACAAAUUCCUCCCCCACGCAUAGAUGCAAGUCGGCCAAUUUCAUCACUCUUUCACACUCCUGAACCGGUUAUCUUUGAUGAUGAUGAAAGCUUAGAUCACCAACCUGAGGUUUCUAAGAAAAGUGCAUCCAUUGAAGAUUCUUGUGAUAACAAUUCCAUUGGAACGAUAGAGGUCAAAACAUAUCCUGAAGUUCCGGCUGUUCAAAGAUCAGCCUCUUAUGAUAACUUCACUGUUCUAAUCCAUCUUAAGGCUCCUCUUACAAGUGGAAGACAUAAUAGCAGCAGAAACCAGACACUGCUGCCAGUAUUUCAAAAUUCUCGUGUUCCAGUAGAUCUUGUGACAGUGCUUGAUGUCAGUGGCAGCAUGGCAGGUACAAAGCUUGCAUUGCUGAAACGAGCCAUGGGAUUUGUGGUACAGAACCUUGGUCCCUCUGACCGUCUCUCUGUCAUUGCCUUCUCCUCUACAGCCCGCCGGCUUUUCCCCCUUCGUCGGAUGACUGAAACUGGACGGCAACAGGCAUUGCAGGCUGUAAAUUCUCUGGUUUCGAAUGGUGGGACAAACAUUGCCGAGGCUCUUAGGAAAGGUACCAAGGUGUUAGUAGACCGAAAGUCGAAGAACCCGGUUUGCAGUAUCAUACUACUAUCUGAUGGGCAGGAUACAUACACUGUCACUAGUCCUGGUGGGUUCCAUCCCCGAACAGAUUACCAAUUACUUCUCCCAGUCUCCAUCCGUCGCAAUAAUGGAUCAGGCUUGCAGAUUCCAGUUCACGCAUUUGGAUUUGGUGCAGAUCAUGAUGCUGCCUCAAUGCAUUCAAUCUCUGAGAUGUCUGGAGGAACAUUUUCUUUCAUAGAAGCUGAGGGUGUGAUUCAGGAUGCAUUUGCACAGUGUAUUGGGGGCCUUUUGAGUGUGGUAGUGCAAGAGCUGCUGGUCAGAAUCGAGUGUGUUCACCCGAGUUUGCAACUGGGUUCAAUUAAAGCAGGGAGUUACAGAACCAGCAUGAUGGCUGAUGCAAGAAUGGGUUCUAUUUACGUUGGGGACAUGUAUGCUGAAGAAGAAAGGGAUUUUUUGGUGACAAUAAAUAUUCCAGUUGAUGCGUCCAGUCCUGAGAUGUCUCUGGUAAAGGUUAGAUGUGUUUACAGAGACCCCAUUACAAAAGAAAUGGUGAAUUUGGAAGAAGCCAGUGAAGUCAUGAUCCAAAGGCCUGAGGUAGUAGGACAACUAAUAGUGUCAAUGGAAGUAGACAGGCAGCGGAAUAGACUUCGUGCAGCAGAAGCAAUGUCUGAGGCUAGAGUUGCAGCUGAGAAUGGUGAUUUGGUUGGUGCAGUCUCUAUCCUGGAGAGCUGUCGUAGGGCAUUGUCUGAAAGUGCCUCUGCACGAGCUGGUGACCGCCUGUGUGCUUCACUUUCUGCUGAGUUAAAGGAGAUGCAAGAAAGGAUGGGAAACCGCCGUGCAUAUGAGGAAUCGGGAAGGGCUUAUGUUUUAUCAGGAUUGAGCUCACACUCAUGGCAGAGGGCAACUGCCCGAGGUGAUUCUACAGAUAGCACUAGCCUUGUUCAAUCUUACCAAACCCCAUCGAUGAUUGACAUGGUGACACGGUCUCAGACCAUGUUAUUAGGGAACCCAUCGCCUCGACGAACCCUCAGCACUACUCAGUCAUUUCCUGCCAAAUCACAGCCACGUUAAUCAUCAAAAGUGGCAGUCUCCGCACCCUACAUAUAUUCUUCAUUAAUGGACCUUUUGUUUCUUUCUUAAUCUCUUUCUUUUUGUGGUUUUGGGGAGUUGGGAUAACUGGGAUACAGAGGAAUUUUGGGUGUUUUAACUAGGGGGAGUAUAUUUGGUUGUUUUGUCAUGUACAUUAAUAAGAAUUGGGUAAAUGGGGAUGAGAACAAUUGUGAACAAGAGGUGGUGGGAGUUAGGAUCUAUAUAGUGUGAUUUUGGGUGAUGUACAUGGAGGAGGGGUUUUAUUUUUUGUUUUUUUGUUUCU